Messenger RNA from Hipposideros armiger (great roundleaf bat), 1476 nucleotides. It is a transcript of the gene HOXA7, whose product is annotated as homeobox A7. Gene Ontology annotation, cellular component: nucleus. NCBI's taxonomy places the organism in Eukaryota, Metazoa, Chordata, Mammalia, Chiroptera, Hipposideridae. The coding region runs from base 666 to 1364 and encodes 232 amino acids. Gene Ontology annotation, molecular function: RNA polymerase II cis-regulatory region sequence-specific DNA binding; DNA-binding transcription factor activity, RNA polymerase II-specific. The record is from RefSeq and is a predicted model, not a curated record. The transcript is spliced from 2 exons. Gene Ontology annotation, biological process: regulation of transcription by RNA polymerase II; anterior/posterior pattern specification.
ACCACAUGGUUCCAGUUUGCUGUGGCGUUCUCGCUGCAGAUGGAAGCGAAGCUGCGCCGGCUCCCUCCUGGAUGGGAGUCUAAGUCGGCCUAUCGCCCGCUGGACUUAGGAGGGAGGAGACGCGGCAAUGAGUCGAUUUACCCAGAGCUGAGACUUGCCCACCCGGCCACCAUAGGGCGCGCGGGUGCGUGGGGGUGUACAGCUCCUCGCUGCGCUGGGUCAGUGGGCAGAAGAGGAGCAGGAAUGACCCGCAGGCUUAGUUCAGGGUUCAGUAAUAAGCAAGGACGGGCUGCGCCCGGCCGGCCCCGGGUGGCCUCGGCAAGCUAGGCGUCCAGGUUGGCAGCGGACUAAGCGCCCCCACGGAACCUGGGGUGCUUUUCCCUCAGGACGCCAGGCUGAUCGGGCGCGGGCAGAUUCGUUGGCCACAUAUUUGAGCCUCUUCCCCUUCCAUUCUAGGCUGCCGCGGGCCCCGCGGAGAGAGACCACCUGUGAGGGCUGCUGAGAUUGGCGGAGGCGGUCAUGUGGGCGGUCACGUGCUGCGGCGAGCUCCGUCCAAAAGAAAAUGGGGUUUGGUGUAAAUCUGGGGGUGUAAUGUUAUCAUAUAUCACGCUACCUCGUAAAACCGACACUGAAAGCUGCCGGACAACAAAUCACAGGUCAAAAUUAUGAGUUCUUCGUAUUAUGUGAACGCGCUUUUUAGCAAAUAUACGGCGGGGGCUUCUCUGUUCCAAAAUGCCGAGCCGACUUCUUGCUCCUUUGCGCCCAACUCGCAGAGAAGCGGCUACGGGGCGGGCGCCGGUGCCUUCGCUUCGACCGUACCAGGCUUGUACAAUGUCAACAGCCCCCUCUAUCAGAGCCCCUUCGCGUCCGGCUACGGCCUAGGCGCCGACGCCUACGGCAACCUGCCCUGCGCCUCCUACGACCAAAACAUCCCCGGGCUCUGCAGUGACCUCGCCAAAGGCGCCUGCGACAAGGCGGACGAAGGCGCGCUGCACGGUCCGGCCGAGGCCAAUUUCCGCAUCUACCCCUGGAUGCGGUCUUCAGGGCCCGACAGGAAGCGGGGCCGCCAGACCUACACUCGCUACCAGACGCUGGAGCUGGAGAAGGAGUUCCACUUCAACCGCUACCUGACACGGCGCCGCCGCAUCGAGAUCGCCCAUGCGCUCUGCCUCACCGAGCGCCAGAUCAAGAUCUGGUUCCAGAACCGCCGCAUGAAAUGGAAGAAAGAGCAUAAGGACGAGGGUCCAGCGGCCGCAGCGGCCCCCGAGGGCGCCGUGCCGGCUGCUGCCGCCACUGCCGCCACCGCCGACAAGGCCGAUGAGGAGGACGACGAUGAAGACGACGACGACGAGGAAGAGGAAUGAGGGGCCUAGCCAGGGCCCUUGGCUGCACCAGACACUCGGGAAAGCGUCUUUAGAGACUCACCGAUUUUAUUUACAAAAGUGGGAAAAAUAAAAAUAAAAUGUAAAAAACAAA